Messenger RNA from Alligator sinensis (Chinese alligator), 7453 nucleotides. It is a transcript of the gene NACC1, whose product is annotated as nucleus accumbens associated 1. Lineage: Eukaryota; Metazoa; Chordata; Crocodylia; Alligatoridae. Gene Ontology annotation, biological process: regulation of transcription by RNA polymerase II. The record is from RefSeq and is a predicted model, not a curated record. Bases 3145 to 4710 code for a protein of 521 amino acids. The transcript has 5 exons. Gene Ontology annotation, molecular function: RNA polymerase II cis-regulatory region sequence-specific DNA binding; protein binding; DNA-binding transcription factor activity, RNA polymerase II-specific.
CACCAGGCUGCCCCCCUGCUAAGAGCCUUUUCCCCCUAAGAGAGCCCUGCCCCCAAUAAACAGGCUGGGGGGGCCAGCUCCUUCCCCCAGAAAUAGGGGGAUCCCUUCGAGCCUGGGGGAGCUGUCUCAGCUGGACUCACCCCUGCUUUUGACCCCCCCAGAAACAGAGGAACCCCCCCCAGUCUGGGGAGGUGGGGGUAGGCUGCUGUGCCUCUCCCCAGUCUUUUGGGGGUGGAGGAUGAAAAAGAGGAGGGGGAGGCAUGCCCCAGGGAACCCUGCAGAGGAGCUUUUCCUUGGGUGGGGAGAGGAGCAACCUGAGAUUCCAGUGGGGGGGGGUCAUCUGAUUUGCAGAAAUCAGGGUGUGUAUCGCUAAUCCCCCCCUCCCCACUGUGUGUAGGGGAGGUCUGGGGGGUUGGGAUCAGGGUAGUCUGGGGGCAGAGGAGUCUGGCAAAGUGGGGGGAUCUUGGGGGUCUGGGCUGGGGGUCAGAGGGCACCGCAAGUGAAGGCGUCUUGGAGGUCUGGGCCAGGGGGGUCCUGGAGUCUGGGAAAGGGGGGUAGGUGGGUCUGGGUCAGGGGGACCUGGGGGUAGGAGAGUCUGAGACAGAGGGAUCUAGGGGUACCUGGGGCAGGGGGGUCUGGAGCAGAGGGCCUGGCCCUGUUACUAUCUGCUCUGGCUGCGACUGGGUUGGUUAGGGUCUCACGACUGCCCCCCCCACCCCAUGAGGCUGGAGGAGCAACAGCCAUGGAAGUGUGAGCAGCUCCCUGGUGUUUUCUGCAAGUGGCUUAUUUCGGUUUCACUUUCAGCAUGGGCUGCCCUGGGGGCUGCAGGGCUGAUUCCCCUCUGGGGGGAUGCCUGGGGGUGGAGAAGCUGAGCUGGUGGCUGUGCUGGGAGUGGGGCCAGGGAGCUAUCUGCCUCAUCCCAGACCAGAGGGCCAGAGCCCUGCCCUUCCCCAGGGCAGCAGGGACCUGGGAGACAUGGGGAGGGGGGCACAACAGUGGUGGGAGGACCCCCAAAGAGGGAAACUGAGGCAUGGGUGGGGGAAGGGGGGAGCACAGCCAGGGCUGGGGUCAGAGCUGGGGUCUCCAGUCACAUCUCUGUGGGGGAGGAGCCUAGAGAUUCCUCAGAGUCCCCCCGGGUGCUACCAUAAAGCACCUAAUGAUGUGCAGCACCAAGCACAGCAGGGAUCUGAUUUCAGGACUGGGGUCCCUGAUUGCUACCAUUAUGCACUAAUGUGCAACUCCAAACACAGUGGAGUCCUCUUAGGUGCUACUCUAAUCUACCUGAUAAGGUGUAGCUCCAAGCACAGUGGGGUCCCCACAUAAUGCACCUUGUAAUACAGCUCUGAGUGCAAGGGGAGACAGGUUCUCCCUGAGUGUUACCAUAAUAUACCUAAUAAUAGGGAGCAUGGAGUUUAGCAGGGGCCUGCCUGACAUAGACCUGGGACCCCAGUAUGCUACCAUAAUACACCUAAUAGUAUACAGCACACUGGGACCCAAGCUUAUUGCUGGAGCUCCCCCCACCCCCUGAAGUGUUACCAUAAUGCAUCUAAUAAUAACGUAUAGCACUGAGUGCAGUGGUGGGUAGUGGGAGGAGGGAAGGAUUUGUCCUGCCAUAGGCAGUAGAAGGAUUACAGGAGCAGCCAGAGCCCCACCUGGGACCCAGGGUCCCACAGCAGAUCCACGCCUGCCACAUGGUAGCAUCCCCUUAGAAAGAGGGGAAACUGAGGCAUGACAAGGGUAAGGGACCUAGCUGAAGCCUGGUGGCUAGUUGGUGGCAGGGUUGGACGUGGAACCGAGGUGUACAGGGUGCUAAGUAGAGGCCGUGCUGCUUUCUCUGAGCAGUGGGGGUUGGGGGAGGGGUCUGGGCCUGGGCCCGGUUGGUCUGGUUGGUUAGUGGUUCAGGUGCUGCUCCCGCCCCCCGCCCCCAUGGUGUCUCACUCCUUAAGAUAUUGCCAGCUUGGGGGGGGCUCUCCCUCCUUCUCAGCCUCCCCAGCACACAACUAGGUCACUGCAGUUGGCUGCUCUGUGCCUCCCUCCCUGCCUCCCUCCUGUUUCUCCUGGCAUGCCCCCCUUCCCCGCCCCAGCCCGGGUUUCUCCCCCUCCCUGCCUCGGUUUCACCAUCCUGCUGGGCCCCUGGGGCUUUGCCCCAUGGUAGAUGCAGCCUUAGACCCCAUUAGUAUGUUGUGUGUGCUGGAGAGGAGGGGUGGGGGAGAAGCCGCUAGGAGCUCAGGAUUGGGUCCAGCCUGAUGGUAGGCACAAGGCAGGGCAGGCCUGCAGCUCGGGCAUGUGUAGGGCUGUAUGGCCUGGGCUGAGGCUUCUCUGUUUGUCUCUCCCCCUCCUCCCCCACGGCUGUAUCUGUUUUCCCUGCCCAUCCAUCUGUCUGUUCGUCCCUCCAUCAUCGUGCUUACCCUGCCUUUCUCCCUGCCUGUUCACCCAUCUGGCCACACCUCUGCCCCUUCCCGUCCCGUCCCCUCCCCCCCGCCCCCAACUGUCGUGUCUAACCACCCUGCCUGUCUGUCUGUCUGUCCAACCACCCACCUAUCAUUAUGCCUACCCAACUCUCUGUCUGUCCAUCCAUCUUGUCCAUCCAUCCAUCUGUCCACCUACCCAACUGUCUGUCUCUUCAUCUGUAUGUUCAUCCAUACCACGUCCACCUGGCUGUCCAUCUGCCCUUCCGCCAUCAUGCUGACCCAACUUUCUGUCUGUCCAUCUGUCCGUCCACCCAUCAUCAUGCGUACCCAACUGUCCCUCCAUCCCCUCACCCACCAACAUGCCUACCCAACUGUCUGUUUGUCUGCCUAUUCCUCCAUCUGUCCAUCUGUCUGUCUAUUCACCCAUUGUCAUGUCUGUCCAUCUGCCCAUCCACCCACCUACCCACUGUCAUGCCUACAUGACUCACUGUCCAUCUGGCCAUCUUUCUGUCCAUCUAUCCAUCUACCAUCACACCUGCAUGACUGUCCAUCUGUCCAUCCACCCACCCCGGUCUGGCAUCACGCCUACACAACUAUCCAUCCAUCCAUCCACCCCCUUCUCCCCACACUGUCCUGCCCACCCUGUUGCCCUGCCCACCCCCUCAUCUGUGCUUCCAGCUGCUGCCCCACCACCACUACCCCCUGACCCCUGCCCAGGCCCCCGGCACCGACGAUGGCCCAGACGCUGCAGAUGGAGAUCCCCAACUUCGGGAACAGCAUCCUGGAGUGCCUGAAUGAGCAGCGCCUGCAGGGCCUUUACUGCGAUGUGUCAGUGGUGGUGAAAGGCCAUGCCUUCAAGGCUCACCGCGCUGUCCUGGCUGCCAGCAGCUCCUACUUCCGGGACCUUUUCAACAGCAGCAAGAGUGCCGUAGUGGAGCUGCCAGCCGCCGUCCAGCCCCAGUCCUUCCAGCAGAUCCUCAGCUUCUGCUACACAGGCCGCCUCAGCAUGAAUGUGGGUGACCAGUUCCUGCUCAUGUACACAGCUGGCUUCCUCCAGAUCCAGGAGAUCAUGGAGAAGGGGACUGAGUUCUUCCUCAAGGUCAGCUCACCCAGCUGCGACUCCCAGGGCUUGCACCCUGAAGAGGCGCCCUCCUCAGAGCCCCAGAGCCCCGUGGCCCAGAAUUCGGCCUGGCCUUCCUGCAGCACCCCCCUGCCCCUGGUAUCCCGGGUCAAGACGGAGCAGCAGGAUUCCGACUCGGUGCAGUGCACCUUCGUGGUUAAGCGGCUGUGGGACAGCAGCCAGAAGGAGGGCAGCGGCGGCGGUGGAGGAGGAGGAGGAGGGGGCAAUGGCAGUCGCAAAAUGGCCAAGUUCUCAGCACCGGACACGGGCAGCGGGCGCCAGCCCCCAGCUCAGGCUCAGCCCCAGCCUCAGCCCCAGGCUCCAGCUCCGGGGGCUCCCGUGGGUGCUGGGCCCAGCGCAGCGGCUGACCAGACCAGCCCCGGCACAUCAAGCGCCUACACGAGCGACAGCCCUGGCUCCUUCCACAAUGAGGAGGAUGAGGAGGAGGAUGGUGCCGAGGAAGGCUCUGAUGAGCAGUACCGCCAAAUCUGCAAUAUGUACACCAUGUACAGCAUGAUGAACGUGGGCCAGGCGGCGGCGGAGAAGGUGGAGGCACUGCCUGACCAAGUGGCCUCAGAAUCACGGAACCGGAUGCGGGUACGGCAGGACCUGGCGUCGCUGCCGGCUGAGCUCAUCAACCAGAUUGGUAACCGCUGCCACCCCAAGCUCUACGAUGAGGGGGACCCAGCCGAGAAGCUGGAGCUUGUCACUGGCACGAACGUCUACAUUACGCGGGCGCAGCUGAUGAACUGUCACGUCAGUGCUGGGACGCGGCACAAAGUGCUUCUCAGGCGACUGCUUGCAUCCUUCUUCGACCGGAACACACUGGCUAACAGCUGUGGAACUGGCAUCCGCUCCUCCACCAAUGACCCCAGCCGGAAGCCACUGGACAGCCGGGUCCUGCACGCUGUGAAGUUUUACUGCCAGAACUUCGCACCCAACUUCAAGGAAAGCGAGAUGAACGCCAUUGCAGCCGACAUGUGCACCAAUGCCCGGCGUGUCGUGCGCAAGAGCUGGAUCCCCAAGCUCAAGCUGCUCAUGGCCGAGGGUGACACCUACACCACCUUCAUCAAUGACACGGGCAAGAUGGAACCCGACAUUGUGGGCAUGGAGCACAGCUUUGAGGGCGCUGGCCAUGAGGCUGACCCUGCAGGGCCCUCUGCCGAGGGGCUGCCCUAGCCCUGCCCCUGGCCUUGGCCCUGCCCCUUUAACCUUUUCCGUUCACCCCUCCUGAAUUUAAUUUCUUAGGCCCCUCCCCCUUUCAGAUCUUGAUUUUAAUUCUCCCCCUUCCCUGGUUUGCCCCAUGCCGGGUGGCAGGGUGGCAAGGGGGCUGCUGUGGGGGUGUGGAAAAGUGUGCCGUCUCUUUAAAAAGUAGCAUCCGGGGGCGGGGGUGGGGGGGGGUUUGUUCUGGUGCAUUGUGAAGGAUGGGGGGGCACCCCCUCCUCUGUCUUAGGAGUUGACUCCCCUCCUGCCCCUUCCCCUGGGUUCUAGUCUGUGUGAAGCUGGAGGAGCGGGUGCUGCCCUGUAUCAGCGGCAUGGAAACGCCCCCCCAUGAGUCCCUUAACACUACACUCCAGGUGCCAGGCUGCCCCUGGGUGGUGGGGGGCAACAUCCCAGCUACUCUGGGGUGGAGGGUAACCCACCCUGGCUGCCCCUUUGGGGGGGCAGAACUUGCCCUGCCCCCCACUUGGGCUUAUACAUGGGGUCUUCCCCCCACCCCCUGCAGAAGCUGUUCCCUCCCACCCAUGGCUCCUCUCCCCAGCUGACACUGCUCCACUAACUCACCCCAUAUGGCUAGGGGAGGUGGGAGUUGGGGUGGAAGAUGUCCUGAUGCCUGGGGGAUAUCCAGUGCUGAGUGCAAAGGGCUGUGGGGGCAUUAGGGGAGCAUGGGCCCCCCGUGUUGGGGGGGUGGGUGGGGAUAUGAUUUAAUGGGAGGAGGAGGGCAGCAACUUGCUAGGUCUUGACUCAUCUCCAUGUUAUGUCCUGGCCUGGGAGCCCGGACUCCUGGGUUCUCCUGGCCCUGGGAAGGGUAUGUGAUUCAAGCUGAUGGGGGAGCCUAGGAGCCCAAGCUCCUGGGUUCUAUUUCCAGCUCUGAGAGUGAGUGUGCAGCCUAGUGGUUAGUGGUGCGGGGUGGUAAAAGAUCUCCCACUGCCCCCUGCCUGCUGCCUCCCCUUCUCCCUGUGCACCCUCCUCCAGGGAAGCUGUUGUGUUUUUCUUGUGGCUAUUCUGAUGUUGGGUGUUGUCAAGCAUGGGGCAGGCAGGGUAUUGUUCUUCCCCCCAGGCAUGGUGUCCGUCACCCAUUCCCCUCUCCCCACCCCCAGGCAAGGAGCCUGCAGAUUUGGGACUGAAAUGGAGAGGUAAAGGCCCAACCUCCCUGCCCCCCACAGAGCUCUGGGACUGAGAGCCUGGACUCCUGGGUUCUAGCUGCUGGAUGUGAAUGUGGUUCAGGCUGAUUUGGGAGGGGGGGUAGCUGGGAGCCUGGACACUUGGGUUUUCCUCCCAGCCCAGGGAGAGAGCCUAGUUCAAGCUGGCAGGGGGAGCUGAGAGCCAGGACACCUGGGUUCUGUUCCCAUCUCUGACAGCAAAGGCAGGAGCAGGAAAGACCUCUUGGUAGGAGGAUUGGGGCGCUUUUUUUUUUUUUUUUUCAACUGUUUUGGGAUUUUUAAUUAAUUUUUGCCUGAUUCUGUUGUUUUUCUUUCAAGCAAAGAUGCUGGUGAGGGAGGGGGAGCCCAGCUUUGAAGAGGGCCUGAGAUGGGAUCCAGCUUCCUGCUGGCCCCCAUGGUGAUCAGUGCAGGAUGGGGGCAUUGGGUUCCCCACUACUGGCUGCCCAGGAAGGUGGGGGUCAGAGGGGUUGAGACGGGUGCAGGGGAGGGGUCUGAGUUCAAAUCCCACCUCCACUGGGAAUUGUAUCUGCCAAAGGAAUUACAUCUUCCGCCCCACGCUCUAAUUUCCUAUCCCUCCUCUGCAAAGUGGGGACAGAACCCAGGUUCCCAGCCCCCCCUGCUCUACUACCCCUGCUCCUACUCUUUACAAUUCUUUAGAGUACAGCCAGCUUUCCUGGGCUUAUUUAGUCUGGAGAAGAGUAGACUGAGGGGGAUUUAACAGGAGCCUUCAACUACUUGAAGGGUAGAGUAUGGAGCUGGACUGUUCUCAGUGAUGAUAGAUGACAGAACAAGGAGCAAUGGUCCCAAGUUGCAGCAAGGGAAGUUUAGGUUGGAUAUUAGGAAAGCGCUCUCAUGAGGAGGGUAGUAAAGCACUGGGAAAGGUUACCUGGAGGGGUGGUAGGGUCUCCAUCCUUGGAGGUUUUUAAGACCCAGCUACACAAAGCCUUGGCUGGGAUGAUCUAGUUGGGGAUGGUCCUGCUUUGAGCAGGGGGUUGGACUAGAUUGAGGUCCCUUCCAACCCUCAUUUUCUAUGAUACUUCCCUUCCAGGGCAGGGAUUGAACCCAGGUGUCCAGGCUCUCAGUCUUCCCUUCUCUGCUCCCCACUCAGCCCCCAAUCCUCUCCCAGUACUAGGCAGAGAACCCAAGGUGUCCAUGCUCCCUUGGGCCUUCCCUGCACCCAGGUCUCCUGACUUUUGGUCAAGUGCCUUACCCGCUCUGUGGGAGCUGCCCUUGAUAGUGGCUGCCUGGGGGGCAGGGAACAAGGGAAUGACUCCCGGCAUGGGGCUAGGGGGUGACACUAGCUGGCCCUGGGGGGAGGAGUUGGGGUGGGGGGGUGCUGAGGCAGCAUCGGCCCUGGUUCUAGACUGGGAGGGAUUUCACAGGGCAGGACCUGCCUGCUCAGGAGCACCCCAGUUAACUGUCCUGGAGUGAUGCCGUAUUGGAGGAGGCAGGGCUCUGGCCUGAAAGAGGUGGGGCUGUGGCUUGGGGGCAGGGCUUCAGAUUAGCAUCACAGCAGACUCCAGCCCACCUGCCCCCCC